AUGGCCUCUCUGUCACCUCACUUCAUCAAGCCGUGGCUCCCGAAAUCCCCCCCACCUGACUACCUCCUCACGAACGCGAAUGUUGUUGACCCUCUAACGGGAGACAUUAUACCGGACGCAACGAUCUUUCUCUCCGGAGGCGUCAUCAUCGCCGUCACGACCGAGCCCUUCUCCCAGGAAAACAAUGCAAUAAAGAUUGACGUGGCAGGCAAAUACGUCUGCCCAGGUCUCAUCGACGCCCACGUUCACAUCGGCGCGGCCCCAGGCGAAUCCGACUUUGGCAAGGUUAUGACCACGCCCGAGCAUCAAGCCAUGCUCCGCAUGACGUACGUGUGUCGCUCUAUGCUCUCACGGGGAUUCACUACCGUACGCGACUGCGGCGGUGCUCCUUAUGCGCUGAAACAAGCCGUAGAGGAAUGGCUCGUUCCUGGCCCGAGGCUCUUCCUAUCGGGGCACGCGUUAAGUCAAACCGGCGGCCAUGGGGAUUUCCGCUCGCCACAUGAUCACUGCGACUGCGCCUCUGGAUUUGUGUCCGGUUUGGGGAGAAUCUGCGACGGGGUUCCCGCCUGUCUUGCUACCGCACGAGAUGAGAUUCGUCGCGGUGCAGAUUUCCUCAAGAUUAUGGGCAGUGGAGGCGUCGUAAGCCCGACUGAUCGAUUGGACGGGAACCAGUUCAGCCCAGAAGAGAUUCGCGCUAUGGUGCUUGUGGCAACGAAUUCAAGGACAUAUGUUACGUGCCACGCAUACUCUCCCGAGUCAAUUCGGAUUGCGGUUGAGAACGGCGUGAAGGGAAUCGAGCACGGGAACCUGCUGGAUGAACCUACUGCGAAACUAAUGGCGGAGAAGGGCUGUUUCCUCACGCCGACUCUCGUAACGUAUCAGACGUUAGCCGAUCCCGCGUUGCCACAGUUCUUAACAGGCGAAUCUCAGACAAAGAACAAAAGGGUACUGGAGAUGGGGAUGAAAGCACUGAAGAUUGCGAAGGAGGCGGGUGUCACGUUGUGUUAUGGAUCCGAUUUGCUAGGCCCUCUCGGGACAUAUCAGCUUCGGGAGUUCAGCAUUCGGAGCGAGGUGCUUUCACCGUUGGAUAUUCUAAAGAGCACGACGGUCAACCCGGCUCGAAUGAUGGGAGAGGCGGAAAGUUUGGGACAAGUGAAGACUGGUUUCCGGGCCGAUAUUCUCAUAUUGAACAAGAACCCUUUAGAGGAUAUCACCUUGUUUGAGCGGGAGAGUGAGGUUCUGGCCGUAAUCAAGGAGGGAAGAAAUAGCAGCAAUGGUGAGGCGGUCGUCGGCAUUGCGGCUCCUUCACCGCAUGACUCCUUGAAUUUUGAGAGUAUUCCGGGGGGGUCGAGUCGUGAGAAGCUGUGGAGAAGAAGCCGUGGAAAAGAAAAGAAAAAAGAAAAGAAGAAGAAGAAAAAAAGGGGAGGAUACCUGACUGGUUCCUCGUCGUCAGCGUGGGUUAUUACUUGCGACGACUGCCGGAGGCUGAAGGAGAAAUGCCAAGGUGGCGAGCCUUGCUCUCGAUGUACCCGCUCAGGGCGUCCCUGCAGCUUCACCGGCAGCUUCAGGUCGAACCGACCAAGAUACCGGGAACCUGGGGGAGAUGAUAAUACCUUCUUCGACGUUGAAAGGAUUCGAACUCUGGAGCGGAUUGUAUCACAUUUUACCGGCACAAAGGAGUUUGACAAGAAGCAACUCACGCGGCUCUUAACCUCCCUUACUCCUGGAUCGGAUCUACAACGAAGAUCUCUCGGGCAAGGUCGCACACCGAGUAGGACGGAGAUAAGCAGUGAGGAUAAGGAGACCAGCCCAUCUACCACCUCGAAGACUCCAGCUUUAUACUCCGGAGAGCUCUCCCAUUCCGAUUUCACUCUGCGCCUCCAACAAAACAUUGAGAGUCGGCUAAAUGAUUUUCUUCCAGACGAUCACCCAGAACGGUUCACUGUUGUCGCAGAAUCCCCAUCCGCGACCCAACUCCACUCGAAGGACCUUGUUGUUCUCGGUGCUGUUAGCAAUUUCCCCCCUCCUGAUGUGGCUUCCUUUCUACUAGAUGCUUUUUUCGAAUUCGCACAGACAAAUUACUCUUAUGUCGAUGAACCACUGCUUCGUGGAAAGCUCAACGACUUUUACUCUUCGUCUUCCCCUUCCCAUCUGAGCAUCAAUGAUGCAUCUUGGGUAUGCACCGUACUCAUGAUAUUUGCAAUCGGAACACAGUUCUGCCAUCUUUGCUCUACUACUUCGGAUGACCCAUUUUCCCCUGGGCCAGUAGACCGGGAAAUGGCACACACGGAGGAUGAUGCCAUCGCGCUCAAGUUCUACCACCAGGCUUCAAAGCUCAUACCAGAUGUAAUCGCCCAUGCCUCUAUUGAGAGCGUCCAGGCUUUUGAGCUACUUGCCGUGUAUACUCUUCCGAUUGAUGCUGCGGGGUUGAGUUGCACAUAUCUAGGGAUUGCUAUUAAGAUUGCAACACAGAACGGGAUGCACCUUCGGUACCAUAAACACCUCGAGCCACGGGAGGUGGAGUUGAGGAAAAGAAUAUGGUGGACAGCUUAUACAUUAGAAAGGGAUGCGAUCGUGUCCUUCAAGAGAGCCUCCGGGAAACAAAAACCAGAGAUAAUCCAAUCAGUAGUGAACCUCAAACAGCAGCUUCGCACCUACUGGCAAAGCCUCCCUACGGAAACCUUCUGCCGGGAUUUAACGCCCACAAAACCUUUAUUCCGAUUCAACAUCCAUCUUCAACUAACAUUUCACCUCAUUCACAUCUUUAUUGGUCGCUCCUUCAUCCUCAAAGGCUCCUCUCUAGCCGAUAUUUUGGAGAAUGAUCCCACGACAGCAGUGGUCUUAAAAGGAACCAUCGACGACCUUGUAAAUGACUGUAUCUACAGUGCUAUCGCUGUUAUCGACCUCUGCCAAACUCUUGACGACGAGAUCGGCCUUGCUAGGACAUCUUACACCGAGUUCACGUCUUGCUGUGCUGCUUUACUCGCAGUUCUCGCACAGCGCAUUUCUACACAAAGUCCACGCCUCCAGCACACCUGCGAUAAAGGGAUUAAGCUCCUCAAGAAGUGGUCUAUAGGAAUUUUUUCCAACAACUCUGAGAAACUGACUAUCGUGGCCCUGGAAAUGGCUAUCCAUCGACUUGAUGUCCGGGCAAGGAGAGAACAGCAUCUUGCGAGCGAGGUAGGCGGCACGAACAGCCAGGCAUACUCCAGGUUUAGGACCUGGGCUAUGAAUCGGCAUAGUGAGGCGAAGGAGAGGGAGAUGUCUCUUCGGACACGGCAGACCAGCGGUACCGAAACCGAGAUUGGACGCGCGCCCCAAAUGACUCCCGACUCAAGCCUGGAGAUGUUCCCGAAUUCGGCCUCCCUAGAACUAAAUCAACAGCUGCGCGUCCUUUACGAGGUGUGA
This is a messenger RNA of Scedosporium apiospermum, 3408 nucleotides long. RefSeq lists its product as uncharacterized. The coding region runs from base 1 to 3408 and encodes 1135 amino acids. NCBI's taxonomy places the organism in Eukaryota, Fungi, Ascomycota, Sordariomycetes, Microascales, Microascaceae. The transcript has 8 exons. Gene Ontology annotation, biological process: regulation of DNA-templated transcription; DNA-templated transcription. The record is from RefSeq and is a predicted model, not a curated record. Gene Ontology annotation, molecular function: zinc ion binding; DNA-binding transcription factor activity, RNA polymerase II-specific; hydrolase activity, acting on carbon-nitrogen (but not peptide) bonds.